Molecule: messenger RNA, 2785 nt
Organism: Leptopilina heterotoma
Lineage: Eukaryota; Metazoa; Arthropoda; Insecta; Hymenoptera; Figitidae
Gene: Sec63
Product: translocation protein SEC63 homolog
Exons: 12
Coding region: 198-2483 (761 amino acids)
Biological process (GO): post-translational protein targeting to endoplasmic reticulum membrane; SRP-dependent cotranslational protein targeting to membrane
Cellular component (GO): Sec62/Sec63 complex
Molecular function (GO): RNA binding; transmembrane protein transporter activity
Source: RefSeq, a predicted model, not a curated record
UUGUUGUAAGUUGUAGUCUUGCGUGUACUUGGCACCUUUGGCAGAUGACAAUCCAAGAAGUGCUUUAUAACCUUAUAUACUAUUCGGUGAAUUUAAAUAAGUACAAAAAUUCAUUUAUGAUUGAUGUUGAUUUUGGUGUGUACUUAAAAUCUGUACUUAAAGCCGAAAUUAAAUUAAAACAAUACUUAUGAGCAAUAAUGAGUGGACAAAAAUUUCAAUAUGACGAGAGUGGUGGAACAUUUUUCUACUUUCUUCUCUCAUUUUUGGCUUUACUUUUGGUACCUGCAACUUAUUACUUGUGGCCACGUUGUUCUAAACCAGAUCCAAACCAGUUGGCAAAAGAGUGUAACUGCGAUGGGUGUAAAAAGAAAAAGAAAAUAUUGCAAUUGAAUGAUCCGUGGAAAGAAACGAGAUCAUUUUCCAAAAAAGUAUUAAUAAUAAUCGGAUGGAUAGCAUUACUUUUCCUGGCAUAUAAAGUAUCGCAAUUUGAUUAUGAAAUGGCAAAUUUCGAUCCAUUUGAAAUCCUCGGUGUUUCACAGGGAUCGUCACAAGCAGAAAUAAAGAAAGCAUAUCGGAAAUUAUCACUUAUUUUGCAUCCUGACAAAGAAACAGGAAAUGAAAAGGCAUUUAUGAAAUUAACCAAAGCUUAUCAGGCGUUAACGGAUGAUGAAGCACGAAAGAAUUGGGAAAAAUACGGGAAUCCUGAUGGUCCGGGUGCAAUGAGUUUUGGAAUAGCGUUGCCUUCUUGGAUUGUUGAAAAAGAAAAUUCAGUUUGGGUCUUGGGAUUAUAUGCGUUGGUUUUUAUGGUCGCUUUACCAACAGUUGUCGGAAUGUGGUGGUACAAAAGUAUACGCUACACUGGCGAUCAAGUUUUACUCUCAACAACUGAACUUUAUUAUUCGUUUUUCUUUCACACACCAACAAUGUCGAUAAAGAGGAUAAUUAUGGUUCUUGGAGCUUCUUUUGAGUUUUCAAAGAGAUUUAACGCCGAAAUUGUCGAGAGACUCUCUGAUAAUGAAGAAGUCCCUGCGCUUAUUAAGCAGUUGAGUGACUUGAGGGAGAAAAAUAAAGAGGCUCCACUUUGUCAUUUAUAUUCGAUAAAGGCAAGAGCAAUAUUGCAUGCACACUUAUCUGGUAUUCCACUGAAUCCUGAAACUUUGGAGAAAGACAGACAGUAUAUUAUUAAAAAAUGUCCGUACCUAAUUCAGGAAAUGAUUGCCGCUGUGAAUUUAUUAAUCAGUUUGGCCUACAUCAGACGAAUCGCUCAUUUGCCAACUAUUGAGACUAUAGAAAAUUGUAUGAAACUGUGUCCUAUGGUGGUUCAGGGAUUCUGGGAGCAUAAAAAUCCUCUUCUUCAACUACCUCACAUUAAGGAAGAACAUCUUAAACAUUUCUUAGCCAAAAAGCGACAAAUCAAAAGUCUUCAACAAUUAGCUCAAUUGAAAGGAGAAGACAGAAGACAACUGUUACGAAAUCUAACAGAAAGUGAAUACAACGAUGUAAUGAAAGUACUCGGCAGUCUGCCUUUUGUCGACUUCAAAGUUCGUUCAGAAGUGAUCGACGAUGAGAAUCCAACAGUUUAUACUGCUGGGGCAAUAGUGACAGUGACUGUGUCACUUUCUCGUAAGGAUAUGAAUCAUUUGUUCGGUGACGAGACAGUUAAGGAGCAAACGAUAAUCGAUGAUGCUAAAGUGGAAGUGGUGAAGGAAAAGGAAAAAGAAAAGGAAACGUCUGACGAGCAAAAUCAAACAGUAAAACGUCCCGCUUGGCUUAAACAGCAGAAGGGUCAGAAAAAGUCCCACAAUAAACGAGGUGGUAAUAAAAAAGUGCCCACUGCCAAAGCAAUAGCUGCACAAAUACCGACUGAAAAUCACACAAGUCAGCAAAAUAGCACUGUAAACGAGAAGAAGAAGAAUGAAAGUAAAGUACUUAAGGAAAAGAGUUCUGAUGUUAGUGACAGUGAAGCGGACAGCGAGAGAAGCGAUGACGAGGAGAGUACUCAAGAGAAGAAGGAAACUACUAUUGAUGACGAUGACAUCGAGUGGGAGAGAUUUCAGCAGAGAUCGAAGAAGAGAGACAAGGUUCUGGAAGGCAGAAGUAAUCUCUCUCACCAAGUGCACAGUCCCUUUUUCCCUGACGUAAAGCAGGAAUACUGGUGGGUUUACAUCUGCGAUAGAAAGAGUCGAACCCUGUUGACUGCGCCAGUGCACGUUACCUCUUUAGUUGACACCGAAGAAAUUCAGCUGCGUUUCACGGCCCCAAGAUGGCCGAAUUUAUACACCUUUACAGUCUGUCUACGCAGUGAUUCUUAUCUUGGUUUCGACCAAGCCCAAGACAUCAAGUUGGAUGUGAAGGAAGCGCCCGAAGUUCCGGUUGAGCAUCCUCAAUGGGAUAUGUCUGAUGAAGAGACGGCUGAGGAUGUGGACAAUGUCGAUGAACAUUCCGAGUUCACCACUGACGAGGAUAUCAGUGACAAUGAAUAAUAAAAAUAAAGAAAAAAAGAAAGAAAGAAUAUUUAUCAAGGCUCCAUUAUGGGAAUGGUCCUCCAGAUUGUGAAUUUUUAUGUUUUUUACUUCUGAAUAUUAGACUGAAAAAAAGGGUGUUUUCUAAGUGGAACAAUAGUGCAUAAAUGUGAGACUAGUGCAACAUUCGACAUUUCUCAGUAACCAAGGUCAUUAAUCGUGAAUGAAAAAUGAUAUUUAUUUUAACAUUGUUGCUCGAUUAUUGAUCUUAGAAACUAUCUGUGCACAACUUUUUAAUAAAAUGAAAUUGUCUAUACGUUUAA